UUUCUUUUGCCCUCACUCUUUUUGCAGUUUGUACCCGAAAAGCUUUCAAUUCUUUCAAAAACCAAAAAUAAAAAAUUUAAAAUAAAAAUUCCCAAUCUCUCGAUUCCAUUCGCUAAAAAGUUGCUUCCCUAUUACAAAUUUUAUAAAUCUUCAUUUAGUCAUUUAGUUAUUAGAUCUGUUUCUCUUUGUAAUUUGAAUCCUCGCACCCAUUUCCAAAUUUCAGAUCCAUUAUUUAUUAUAAUUCAAUCAAGGUUUUGCGUGAUUAUCUUGUUACUUGGUAAAAGAGAGAAUGGGGUAUAUAGGGACACAUGGAGUAGCAGCACUACACAGAUACAAAUACAGUGGAGUGGAUCACUCUUAUGUUGCUAAAUAUGUUUUGCAACCCUUUUGGACUCGUUUUGUUAACUUCUUCCCUCUUUGGAUGCCACCAAACAUGAUCACACUUACAGGAUUCAUGUUUCUAUUGACUUCUGCUCUGCUUGGCUAUAUAUAUUCACCUCACCUGGAUACAGCUCCUCCGAGAUGGGUUCAUUUUGCGCAUGGAUUACUUCUUUUCUUAUAUCAGACUUUUGAUGCUGUUGAUGGUAAACAAGCACGGCGGACAAACUCCUCAAGUCCAUUGGGAGAACUUUUUGACCAUGGAUGCGAUGCACUUGCUUGUGCGUUUGAAAGCAUGGCUUUUGGUAGCACUGCCAUGUGUGGAAGGGACACUUUCUGGUUUUGGGUUAUUUCAGCUGUCCCAUUUUAUGGUGCAACAUGGGAACACUUCUUUACAAAUACUCUGAUUCUUCCUGCUGUUAAUGGACCUACUGAGGGGCUGAUGCUAAUAUACGUUGCUCAUUUUUUCACUGCAUUAGUUGGUGCUGAAUGGUGGCCCCAGCACUUUGGAAAGUCUUUUCCCUUUCUGAAUUGGGUGCCAUUUAUCAGUGAAAUCCAAACCUACAAAGCUGUGCUCUAUUUAAUGAUAGCUUUUGCUGUUAUGCCAACAAUUGCAUUCAACGUGUCCAAUGUCUACAAGGUUGUUCAAGCAAGAAAAGGCAGCAUGUUACUGGCAUUAGCCAUGCUUUACCCUUUUGUUGUGCUUAUGGGAGGCGUCUUGGUGUGGGAUUAUUUGUCUCCAUCUAAUUUAAUGGAAAGUUAUCCUCAUUUAGUUAUCCUUGGAACUGGACUUGCAUUUGGUUUUCUUGUGGGGAGGAUGAUUCUGGCCCAUUUGUGUGAUGAACCAAAGGGAUUGAAAACUAAUAUGUGCAUGUCUUUAUUAUAUCUACCAUUUGCCAUUGCAAACGCCUUAACAGCCAGACUUAAUGAUGGAGUUCCUUUGGUUGAUGAGUUCUGGGUUCUACUUGGUUACUGUUUAUUUACAGUGGGACUCUAUUUACACUUUGCAACAUCUGUCAUUCAUGAAAUCACGACAGCCUUGGGCAUUAAUUGCUUCAGAAUAACAAGGAAAGAAGCUUGAAAAAUGCAGGUUGGAGUUUUGGCAGUUUGCACUGUCCUGAAGUGAUGGGAGUUCUAUAUGUUCAGUUAUUGAUUUGGCCAGCAUGUCAGGAGGAAUGAAGGAUAUUGAUGAUUAGGGCACAUUGUUUUUGGUUUAAGUCUUUGGCGAUAGGUCUGUAACUUGAUCCGGGGCAGUCUUGUUCCAACCAUAUAUUGUUGCAAAUUAAUUAUUUCACAGUAGCGUAGGCAAUUUGAGUCUGGCAAACCUUUUCAUAAGUAGUUAUAUGUUUUGAAUUCUUAAGAUUUAUAUAAUGUGAGGAUGAGAGUGAGAGCUGGGAGGUGUUGGGGAGUCGGUUGCUGUUUGCUAUAUUUGUUGAUGGAUGAACUUGGGGUUAUUACUAGCAACAGGCUUUAGGUACAAAUUAGUUGCAUAUGAUUAUUUUGGGGAGCUGCCAGUUGGAAUCACUCAAGAGUGGGAUCUUUUUGAUUUUUGUAUUGGCUUUGUACGGCUAUGUCAUCAACGCAUCAUAAGAUUUGAUGAUAAAAGUUUUGGUUAAUUCUAAAUCUCAAUCGGCUAGAAGCAUUCUUUUUA
Messenger RNA from Ricinus communis (castor bean), 2029 nucleotides. RefSeq names its product choline/ethanolaminephosphotransferase 1. Gene Ontology annotation, biological process: phospholipid biosynthetic process. Gene Ontology annotation, molecular function: phosphotransferase activity, for other substituted phosphate groups. Gene Ontology annotation, cellular component: membrane. Bases 290 to 1459 code for a protein of 389 amino acids. NCBI's taxonomy places the organism in Eukaryota, Viridiplantae, Streptophyta, Magnoliopsida, Malpighiales, Euphorbiaceae. The record is from RefSeq and is a predicted model, not a curated record. The transcript has 20 exons.